AUGGCUAGUUCGGAAAUGUCCUUAGCUUCUGAGCAUGUGCAACGUCUGCUGCAGUGUGCUGUGUGUUUAGAAAGAUUCAAACAGCCUAAACUUUUGCCAUGCCAGCACACUUUCUGUCUGACCCCUUGUUUAGAGGGACUAGUGGACAGAAGGACGCGGUCAAUCCGAUGCCCAGAAUGCCGUGCUGACCAUUUCGUGCCAAGAAACGGACCGGCGAGCUUUCCUAAUAACCUGACCAUCAUUGGUUUCUUGGAACUUUCCAGUGCAGCUGGAAGGGCUAUCGAGAGCAUGGGAAGAAGCGAGAUGAAUGAUGUAAGGCCAUUGAGAGAGUUUCUGCAGCCUCAGAGAGCGGCCAGUCCCCAGUUUGUCCCGCAAGAUGCGGCUGGAGCAGAAGGCGGCGGCUGUUACGUCUGCCACAAUGAGGGGAGAAUUAUACGUUGCUGUCACUGCGAUCAGUUAGUUUGUGAAGAGUGUCGUCAUGGACAUAUGGAACAGGUUCGAGCUGAUGUUACCAGAAUGAUCAGCCAAGUGCGACGCGGACUUCCCCAGAUGACUGAAUUCAUCAUCGCCAUUGGCAGAAAGGGGACACAAUUGCAAAACAAUUGUGAACGUGUUAAAGGCGACAUUUCAGACGCUUUAGAAAAGCAUAUCAGAGAACUUAAAGCCAGAGAAAGGGCUUUGCGAGAGGAGGUGGACACAUUUCUGGCCGGAGAGCUAAGAAACUUAAGAACCCAUCAAGAAAAUGCAGAAGUGGAGAUCGCGAGCCUAGCCAGCUUCUGUGAUUCCGCAGAGUCAGUGUUAAGUAUGAGUCGUCCUAUCCCUGAUGGAGAUUUAGUAGAAAUGAAAGGUCAGUGCCAGGAGCAUUUGGAGACCGUUUAUUGUUACGAAGACGGUACCAUAAGACCACCAGCUCUGAAACACAUUCAAGCCACCCUGGAAAGUCCGUUUUUAUCAUCGACGAUCAGCAACUUUGGGGACUUAAUUAUCACGUCCAGGUUACCACAGGCACAAAGCCAAGAUCUGUCUGACGAUCCACUUCGAAGAACUACUGUCAUGAGCAGAGAAUGGACACUUGUAUCUCCUCAGGCGGAGCAGCUAGGCGGCCGACAGGGGACUUCGUUACAAGUAUCUCCGCAGAUGGAGCAGCUAGGCAGCCGACAGGGGACUUCGUUACAAGCUGAAUUAAGAGCAUCUUCUAUUUCACCAAAUGCAGCAAGAAGACAGUUGUCCCCUGCCUCGGCUGGAAGAGCAUCACAGGUUCGAUUUGACGAUGCAGAACCUGCAGUGGACAACUCAAGGACUGGAGUCCCUUUACAAAGCUCAAACUUGCACAGAAGAAGCAGGCAGGAGCGACGGUCUGACACCGUACUGGCACGCAUUAGUGGAUCCAGAUCUCUAGACACAUCACAACAGGCACGGGACAGAACCCGCCACCUCAGUCUCGGGGCUCUACCAGCUGCCACAGAAUAUUUUGAGGAAGAAAGUCCAGAGCCAGAAGCACACUUUCCAGGUAUACCUGUAACAAGCAGGCAAGAAAACAGAAGUGACACCAAUACAGGACUUUCCGCAACAUAUCCUGGCGCUCGAUCUAACGAUUUUCUUCCUCCAUCUUUGCGUUUCAGUCUUGCCACUUCUGAAUCGGAUGAAACUAGUAACGAUUCUACAAAUGGCUUAUUGUCAUUUUCCAACAGCAAUAAUCCUAGCAUUUAUGUAAACACCCCGCGCAACAAAUACAACCAGAAGGGUACAGCGGUGCUUCGAUUUGGACAGAGGGGCAGUGGUGCUGUAGAAUUUACUUGGCCCAGGGGUGUGGCCGUGUCUCCUUUGGAAGACAAAAUCUACGUUGCGGAUAGCAGCAAUCACCGAGUUCAAGUGUUUGAUAACACAGGCAGAUUUCACAAAUCAUUUGGAACUUACGGCCAGGGAGAUGGGGAAUUUGAUUGUCUGGCUGGUAUCGCGAUAAAUGGAUUGGGGCAGGUGAUCAUCGCAGACAGAUACAACCACAGAGUUCAGAUUUUUGAUAGAAAUGGAAAUUUCCAGAAUGCCUUUGGGAGCGAAGGUUCAGCCGAAGGCCAGUUGAACUACCCGUGGGGUGUUGCCUGUGAUAACAUGGGUUUUAUAUACGUCUGCGACAAAGAAAAUCAUCGCGUCCAAGUUUUCCAAUCUAAUGGGACAUUUGUCCGCAUGUUUGGUCAGUUUGGUAACAGAACUGGACAGUUUGAAAACCCACAUUAUAUCGCUGUUAGUCCGGACAAUAAAGUCUAUGUCAGUGACAGCAGCAACCACAGAAUCCAGGUUUUUAGCAUGUAUGGAGACUUUCUAUUCAGCUUUGGAACUUGUGGCGUCCUCCGUGGACAGAUGAAGUUUCCCAGAGGCAUCGCAGUUGACAAUCAAGGUUUCGUCGUUGUUGCAGACAGUGGCAACAAUCGGAUACAGAUAUUUCGAGCGGACGGCCGUUUUUAUUCCAUGUUUGGCAGCUGGGGCAGCGAAAAUGGCCACUUCAAAGGUUUGGAGGGACUGGCACUAUUAGCCAAUGGGAACGUAGUUGUCAGCGACCGAGAAAACCAUCGCAUUCAAAUAUUUUAA
Candidula unifasciata is the source of this 2586-nucleotide messenger RNA. The record is from the annotation of a GenBank genome assembly. NCBI's taxonomy places the organism in Eukaryota, Metazoa, Mollusca, Gastropoda, Stylommatophora, Geomitridae.